Messenger RNA from Boeremia exigua, 976 nucleotides. RefSeq lists its product as uncharacterized. Lineage: Eukaryota; Fungi; Ascomycota; Dothideomycetes; Pleosporales; Didymellaceae. The coding region runs from base 59 to 742 and encodes 227 amino acids. The record is from RefSeq and is a predicted model, not a curated record. The transcript has 2 exons.
UCUUAUCUUCAAUGGGCGCUGUUGUUGUCUGGGUGCUAGCAGAGUGGCCUUCGCGAUCAUGGUGGGGCAAUCGCCCGUGUGCCGCCUCGCACAUGCAGCUCCUCUGCGUUGCGUCAUCGGCUGUCGCGAAACCAUGAACAAGCUCCAACGUGUCGCACGCGCUCUCCCACUAUCCAAACCGCACCGUCACCUUCCUCAACCCAACGUCUUACCUACCACGCGUCUUACAAACAGCCUUCUCUCCUCGACCGCCCCAAAUCGCGCACGCGCACACCCCUCACACACCACGCGCAACAUGUCGUCCGACGCCGCCUACGCCGCCUUCCUCGACAAGGCAAACCAGGACUCCGCGCCCGCCGAGCAGCAGAGUGCAGACACGAAAUCAUACGGCUCGAAGAGCGUGAACACGGCGGUCCCGAAGGCGCUCGAGGCCGUGGAGGAGUACUACGUCAGCGACGCGGACGAGCCGUUUGAGCCCGUGGCGCUGGAAUACAAGGGCGACUCUUUGUCUGCAGGGGAUUUGGGCAAGUUGCUGGGGAAAGACGGGGUGCAGGAUGUUGGGGCCGAGGGGUUCGAGAAGCAGUAUAAGAGUGUUGUUGAUGCGGUUAAGAAGGCGGGGAAUGGGGAGGUGAAGGCUUUUAAGGUGGAUUUGGAGGGGGCUAGGGCCGAGUAUUUUGUUCUGUCGGUUGAUCGCGAGGGGGGGAGGGUGGUGGGGUUGAAGGCGUUGAGUGUUGAGUCGUAGAUAUCUGCAGGUGAACUGCGAUGGUUCGCGGCGAAUUAAAAGCCCUGGGACGGAGAACUGUGUCCUGCACGUGUGAACGAAUAGUUCGGCAUUUGCCUCAGGUUUCGAGAAAACCGUUUCAAGUCAAUCAUUGCCUUCAUGGAGGCAUCACACAAGGCCGUUCCACAGCGCUUUUGGGCGGGGAUUUAGAAGCGCCGCCGGUUAACUCCGAAAUGGCUCGUUGUUAAUCCACAG